AUGUCCAUCUCCUCGCUGAAGUUCAGUCCAGACGGGUCCAUGCUAGCGUCUUGCGCUUCUGACAAAACUGUGAAACUGUGGGACUCGUACACGGGCGCCAUCAUCCGCACCUUCGUAGGCCACACGCAGGGCAUAUCCGAUAUUGCGUGGUCCAGCGAUGGAGAGUACUUGGCUUCUGCAUCGGAUGACAAGACCAUCAUUAUCUGGAGCGUCGAGCUGUUCGAGGCCGUCAAGACUCUCAGGGGUCACACCAACUUCGUGUUCUGUGUAAACUUCAACCCUCGAUCCAACCUGCUCGCCUCUGGGGGAUUUGACGAGACUGUACGUGUCUGGGAUGUAGCAAGAGGCAGAUGCAUGAAAGUGCUUCCAGCGCAUUCAGAUCCCGUCACUGCCGUUAGCUUCAAUUACGAUGGGACGCGGAUCGUGUCGUGUGCGAUGGACGGUCUAAUCCGUAUCUGGGACACCGAGUCCGGACAAUGUCUCAAGACGCUCGUCGACGACGAUAAUCCAAUAUGCUCGCAUGUGCGGUUCUCGCCCAACUCGCAAUUCAUCCUCGCGGCCACGCAAGACUCCACCAUCCGCCUGUGGAAUUGCAACACCUCGAAGUGCGUCAAGACGUACCGCGGGCACACAAAUCGCACGUACUGCAUCUUCGCGUGCUACUCCGUGACGGGCGGGCGGACGCUGGUCGUCAGCGGGAGCGAGGACGGGAAGGUGUACAUCUGGGACCUGCAGAGCAGAAAGGUGGUGCAGACGCUGGAGGGACAUAAAGACAUCGUGUUGGCUGUGGCAACACACCCAACGCGGAAUAUCAUUGCUUCUGCGUCGAUGGAAAAGGAUCUCACUAUACGGCUUUGGUAUGACGAGGAUGCUGAUGUUUACUGA
Gloeophyllum trabeum ATCC 11539 is the source of this 885-nucleotide messenger RNA. Its product is annotated as WD40 repeat-like protein. Bases 1 to 885 code for a protein of 294 amino acids. Gene Ontology annotation, molecular function: snoRNA binding; protein binding. The transcript has 8 exons. Lineage: Eukaryota; Fungi; Basidiomycota; Agaricomycetes; Gloeophyllales; Gloeophyllaceae. Gene Ontology annotation, cellular component: small-subunit processome. The record is from RefSeq and is a predicted model, not a curated record.